GCAAAACUUGACAACGCCGCAGAUAGCGUGUCCAAACUGAACAUAACCCGUCAUAAAUAAUUGAAAAUUAACAACAGAGACAGGCAUUUGUCUCUGUCAGAGACAAGUUUCUGUUAACAAACAAAAUAUUAUUCCAGCGACAAACUAAUCGAAACUGGCACUUAUUAGCCAUGUCCGAAGCUCUAGAUGCACCUGGCUGCAGUUUCAGCUUCAAGAAGCGCAACGUUAAAAGUAAAGCGGUGCGAAAACGACAACAAUCUACUUCCGGAGAAGAAGAGAACCAGAGUGGCAGCGAAGAUGAGGAGCAGCCCGCAGUUGUGCGGCGCAUGAAACGAAAAGCCAAAAUCAACCCCAACAUUCAACGCACUGGUAAACAGGAGAAGAGACAGAAAGCAGAUCAGGAAAUCGAUGGCUCUGGCUCAGAUAGCGACGAAGUCAUGGUCAGCUACAAAUCCAAUCGCUCAGCAAUGCCCUCCGGGCCGCAGGAUCAAGGAGCAACUGCUGUUUUGGAAAUUGAAACGGAAAAAGACAGGGACGCCCAGGCGAUUUUCGAAAAACGACUCGAAGUGAACAAGGAACUGGAAGGAAAAGAGGAUGAUAAAGUGUACAGGGGACUGAAUAAUUACCAUCAGUACUUCAAGCCUAAAGAUACGGCAGCAGGAAAUGCCAGUUCAGGAAUGGUUCGGAAAGGUCCAAUUCGAGCACCUGAAAAUCUGAGAGCCACAGUAAGAUGGGAUUAUCAACCGGAUAUUUGUAAAGACUACAAGGAAACUGGGUUUUGCGGGUUUGGCGAUAGUUGCAAAUUUUUGCACGAUAGAAGCGACUACAAGCAUGGCUGGCAGCUGGAACGCGAGUGGGAAGAAGGACGCUAUGGGGCUGAUAGUGAUGACGACGCGAAAUACGAAAUAAAUUUCGACGAAGAAGAGUUGCCAUUCAAAUGCGUGAUUUGUAGGGCUAGUUUCGUAAACCCCGUCGUCACCAGAUGCAAACACUAUUUUUGCGAAAAGUGCGCCUUGGAAAGAUACAAGAAGACUAUGAGAUGUUUUGUGUGCAACGCCCAAGUAACCACAUUGAAUCCCGCCCGAAAUCUCAUCACCAAACUGAAGAACAUGGAAAAGGAACAGAAGCAAUCAGGGGAAGAUUCGGACUAAUCCGUUCAAUUGCGUAAAUAAUAAAAAAUAUAUAUUUUUAAUGUACCACAGAAGUUAUAGCUUCGGAUUAAGAUGCCACAAUUUUAAGGAUACUGCGAAGAGAAGUCGUACUCGAGCUCCAAAAUCGCACUGUCAGUCUCUUCUGGCACGGGGCAUUUUUGAUGCAUCCUGCAAAAAUCUAAUUGUUUAUUGGGGCCCGAUUUCGGGGAAUAAAUAGUACCUCUUAA
Molecule: messenger RNA, 1378 nt
Organism: Dendroctonus ponderosae (mountain pine beetle)
Lineage: Eukaryota; Metazoa; Arthropoda; Insecta; Coleoptera; Curculionidae
Gene: mdlc
Product: E3 ubiquitin-protein ligase RNF113A
Exons: 6
Coding region: 171-1151 (326 amino acids)
Biological process (GO): snoRNA splicing
Cellular component (GO): U2-type spliceosomal complex
Molecular function (GO): metal ion binding
Source: RefSeq, a predicted model, not a curated record